Messenger RNA from Leptopilina boulardi, 4724 nucleotides. RefSeq names its product ABC transporter G family member 23 (gene snu). The transcript has 14 exons. The coding region runs from base 423 to 2729 and encodes 768 amino acids. Gene Ontology annotation, molecular function: ABC-type transporter activity; ATP hydrolysis activity; ATP binding. Gene Ontology annotation, cellular component: membrane. The record is from RefSeq and is a predicted model, not a curated record. NCBI's taxonomy places the organism in Eukaryota, Metazoa, Arthropoda, Insecta, Hymenoptera, Figitidae.
UGCGAAUCAAGUGGUAGCGCUUAGUCUUACGGCAGGACUCAGUUAAAGAAGGUUCCGAGUGCCUUCUUUUAUAUCUAUAGUCUCGUGUUUAUUCGGUGUCAUCUGUUUAUAAAUACUAUUUCGAAAAAAAAAAAAAAAAAAGAUUGGUCAUGUGUUCUGUGUGACGGGAGUGAAAUGUCGAUAGUGAUUUUUAAUUUUUGGAAUCUAUCGAUGAAGUUCACUGGUCGGGAUCAUACCUAGCAAAAGUUGGCAAUUUUUUUAUUCCAACUAGCUAGUUCACCAGAAAUCACAAAGAAGAAACACCUGACGGCUCCAAAGGCACGAGCUGUCAGAACAUCUUUUAAUUUGUCCUUUUCUUUAUUAGUGACGGAAUUGCAGGAGACGGUGGAACUUUAGAGAAUUCCAAUUCAUUUAAAAAAAAAAUGCAAACCACAGAAAGUAUAGACGGCGGUAUAAUGCCACCAGGUACACUUGCACUUAUGGCAACUCCUGGAAUAAAUAAUCCAACCUGGAGUCGACAACAAGCCGUAAGCGUAAGGCACGCAUUUAAAACUUAUGGAAGUAGCAAAAAUCCAAAUCAUGUAAUACAAAAUCUCAGUAUGACUGUUGCCAAAGGCUCGAUAUACGGUCUUUUAGGUGCUAGUGGCUGUGGAAAAACUACCUUACUCUCUUGCAUUGUGGGAAGAAGACGAUUAAAUUCAGGUGAAAUAUGGGUAUUAGGUGGCAAACCAGGCACAAAGGGAUCGGGAGUGCCUGGCAAAAGAGUAGGUUACAUGCCUCAAGAAAUUGCACUCUAUGGAGAAUUCACUAUCAGGGAAACCAUGAUGUACUUUGGUUGGAUCUUUGGCAUGUGCACCGCAGAAAUCGUCGAAAGGUUACGAUUUCUCUUGCAAUUUCUCGAUCUUCCUUCACAAAAUCGUCUUGUUAAAAAUCUUAGUGGCGGUCAACAAAGAAGAGUCUCUUUUGCAGUGGCUCUGAUGCACGAUCCAGAACUUUUAAUUCUAGAUGAACCGACCGUAGGUGUAGAUCCACUUCUAAGGCAAAGUAUUUGGAAUCACUUGGUUCAAAUUACCAAAGAUGGAAAUAAAACAGUUAUCAUUACAACACAUUAUAUUGAAGAAGCUAGACAAGCACAUACGAUUGGUCUUAUGAGAAGUGGAAGAUUAUUGGCAGAAGAAUCGCCAAGGGCUCUUUUACAAAUGUAUAGUUGUUCAUCUCUAGAAGAUGUUUUUCUAAAACUUUCCAGAAAACAGGGACAAUAUGUUCCACCUACAGAACUUAAUAUUACUAAUAAUACUAGUUUGGCUUCCUUAAACUGGGGCAAAAAAGACGAACCAGUCUAUGUGACGGAGGAGUCUGGAGUUAUUGGCCUCAACUUUCAUCAGAGUAAAGAAAUCCUCAUUCACGAUACAACCAAUGGAGUAGGAAGUCAUUAUGACUUAAAUGGCAAACCCCUACCAGGAGUCAAAGGAGACUCGACAGUGGAGUGUGAGGAUUGCGAUUUUUCUGAUUGCUUCAAACUCACAACUACAGGAAAGAUCAGAGCCCUUUUACAGAAAAACUUUCUACGUAUGUGGAGAAAUGUUGGAGUGAUGUUAUUUAUUUUUGCCCUGCCCGUAAUGCAAGUUAUACUCUUUUGCCUGGCAAUUGGAAGAGAUCCAACAGGACUUAAAUUAGCCAUAGUUAAUCACGAAAUGUUUUAUGAAAAUAUGAGUUGUCCAGUUUCAGAAGGAUGUAAUUUUACACAACUCAGUUGUCGAUAUUUAAAAUUUCUCGAUAACGAAACAAUGGUGAAAGAAUAUUAUCCGGAACCUAAAGUGGCAAUGGAAGCUGUUCGUCGUGGUAACGCUUGGGGUGCACUUUAUUUUACGGAAAAUUUCACCGACGCUCUAGUUGCAAGAAUGGCAUUAGGCAAAGACUCGGACGCUGAAACUUUAGAUCAAAGUGAAAUUCGAGUUUGGCUUGACAUGUCCAAUCAACAAAUAGGUUUGAUGCUAGCGAGAAAUCUUCAAUAUUCAUAUCGAGAUUUUGCUAAGGACUUGCUGUCAACUUGCAAACAAAAUCCAAAAUUAGCUGAUGUACCAAUUCAAUUUAAAGAUCCAAUUUAUGGGACUAAUGAACCCAGUUUUACUGAUUUUGUUGCUCCUGGUGUUAUUUUAACUAUCGUGUUCUUCUUGGCUGUUGCUUUAACGUCUUCAGCUCUUAUUAUUGAAAGAAUGGAAGGUCUUUUGGAUCGAAGUUGGGUAGCUGGUGUGUCUCCGGGAGAAAUUUUAUUUUCUCAUGUUGUUACACAAUUUGUUGUGAUGUGCGGUCAAACAGCUUUGGUUCUUAUUUUCAUGAUCAUUGUCUUUGGAGUCGAAUGCAAGGGUGAAAUUGGUUUUGUUAUCGUCCUUACAAUUCUACAAGGCUUGUGCGGCAUGUGCUUUGGUUUUGUGAUCUCAGCGAUUUGCGAACUCGAAAGAAAUGCCAUUCAACUAGCUUUAGGCAGUUUCUAUCCAACUCUUCUUCUUAGUGGAGUCAUUUGGCCAGUUGAGGGAAUGCCAACUAUUUUGCGAUACAUCUCGCAAGGAUUGCCUCUGACGAUGGCCACCACGUCACUUCGAUCAAUGCUCACACGUGGAUGGACCAUUGGAGAACCUGACGUCUACAAAGGUUUCAUAUCCACUAUAAUAUGGAUCGUCGUGUUCCUAACGAUCAGCAUGCUUGUUCUCAAAUUUAAACGAGGAUAAAUUAUGUGUGAAUCCUCUUCAGGAAGUUUCAAAAAGAAAAAAAAAAAGUUAAACAUCCUGCUUGUACAGUAUAUCGAAUUCACAAGAAGACUUGCAAGGAUAGAUAAAAGCACAAAUUCAUUUUAAGUUAAAAAUUAUUAACUUCUUUUAAAGGCACACAAAUUUAUUGUGCUUUUAUUGAAAAAAAAAAAAAAAGUUUUUAUAAAAUGAAACUCAACGUUUCGAAAAUUAUUACUGGCCAAAAUUUUAAGAGAUGACUAAUUAAUUAUAUAUAUGUAUUUUUUUUUUUUUUAACAAAAUUGUAGAUAUAUAAAUUUUAGUCAUUUUUCAGAGUUUAUAAUUUAUAAUAUAAAUAUUUCAAAAAGAUAUAGAUUAUAUAAAAGAAUUUUUUAAAAAUUACUAAAGUUCUCUGGAAUAAAAAAAGAUAUUUUUUUAUAUGAAAAAUUAAGAAAAAUUUAGUAUAAUUAAAAAUUGUAAAAAAAAAUUAUAGGAUAAAUUUUUUCAAGUCAACACUAUUUUUUAUAAAUAUUAACACGAUUUGAAAAUUGUCAUUUUAAAAAAAUUCAUUGGCAGAUAGAAAAAAAAAUAUGGAGAAAAAUAGAAAAUAGUUUAUUGUCUCAAUAAAAUUUUGAUUAGCUUAACAAAUUGUUUGUCUAAAAAUAAAAUUCCAAAAAAAUUACAUUUUUAUUAACUUUUAAGUAAUAAAAUUUCUUUUGUUUAACUAAUCAAAAUUUUGUCAAAAAAAAAAACUCUUUUUUUCUAUCUGUGAAUGUUUUAAUUGUUUUUAAAAAGAGAAUAUUUAAAAAAAAAUUAUUUUCGUGGCUUGGGAUUGUUAUCUCGUGACAGAUAAUUCUCUUUGGAAAAUAUUAUAUCCACGAAAUCUCUGCGAGUUUCUUAGGGUAGAAAGUUCUCGCGUGUUUGUUAAAAAUGUGAAUGCUUGUGAAUGAAUGAAUGUUCUCAUAAUUCUAAAUUAUAUAUUUUUGUUAUACUGUUAUUUUUGCGAGAGGCAAAAACAAAAUCAGAACAUAUGGGCCUAAAUUGGGACAAUUAGAAAUAUUUUAAAUAUUAAAUUUUAUUCAAAUUAUACAAUUUGUAAUUUGAUUUUUAUAAACAAAAUUUUUAGAUAAUUUUAUAGAAAAAUGGAAAUAUUUUUUACGAAUUAAAAAAAAAAAUUUUUAAAGGGAACAAAAUGUUUUUUAGUAAACAAAAGUUUAAAUUUAUAUAUAGCUUUAUUUUAAAUAAUUUGAAAGCUUUCUAUUUAUUUUGAAAAAAAAAAAAAAUUAAGCAUUUAAAUAGUUGUUGCAGUUAAAAAAAAUCAGAGGAAAGAAUUUCAGAGUGUGAAAGAUUAAUUAUUUUAAAUGAACUAACGAGACAAUUAAUAUGUGUAAAUAUACGUUUUUAACUUAUAAGGAAUUUGAUUAGUAUAAAAUUUCUGUAAAUAAAAAUGUAUUUGAAUUCAUGUUCAAAAUGUUCCUGAAUUCUUUCUCUCAAACUUUAGAAUGAUAUAAUUUUUAAUUUGAACAUUCCGAUGAAAGCCAUUUUAUUUAUAUUUCAAUAUCUCUAACUUAUGUUAUACAUAUAAAUGCUCAAUGAAUGAAACUGAAUUUUUUUUUUUAUUAUUACAAAUUUGCUAUUGUAAUAUUAAACAGGCGUAAUUUAUUUUAUUUGUUGAAUAGAAAAAAAAUAUGUUUAAAAUUGAAGUUUAAAAAAUUUUUAUGAUUCUUAAAGAAAGUCUGAGUGUUAUGCAUCAAAUAGUUUUUAAAUAAAAUCUAAUUGAUUAUAAAUUUUAUUUUGUAAAUGUUAAAAAGAAAAAUAAUUCAUACGAGCGUACCUCGGGUAAAUUGGUCCCGGGACGUUAGGGGUAUGUAAUUAGAGUUUUUAAAAAAUAAAUUUUUAGAUAUUAGCUGGUUCUACUUGCCCAUGACUUAAGUGUACCUAUGUAUUAUUUAACUUGUAUUAAUUAUAAAUAUAAAACAACAUUUUUGAAAACAUGAA